UCUGUGAUGUAUUAGUCAGACAAUCAGAUUUAUUGACGUAGAUGAAGAGUUGACGGAUGUGGCAGCUGUAGGGUAUAGGACACACGUAUAGCCGAGGACAGUCACAUGAAUACUCAUUGUAUAUAUAUACACUCGUACAUUCUGGUUGUGUGUGUAUUGCUGUGGAUGUUUACAUCGUCAGACACUGACUCAUGGACUGGAACGUAAUUGGAUUUAACCGGAAGCGUCGAACCGGAAGAAUAAUCCCAACAGGAAGUGUGUGUUUGGAUGCGAGUUUGUUGUAGCAUAUCUAGGCAAUCGAUGUGUGAUGUGAUGGAAGACCGGGUCAGCAGACAUUAUGAUAUAUAGCAGAGAGCAAUGAUAACGGUAUCGCGGUCGAAUCCAAGUUCCUUCUACAUAAAGCCAAUAGUAGCGACGAGAAGGGAGGUAACUUUUGAUGAGGGUUUUAACAAGAUACAAGUAUGUUCAAAUCCGCGUGUUUCGUCCGUUACGGAGAACUAGACGGACGUUCUGUCUCGUGUUAUGUACAGUGUUGUUAUUCGGAUUAUUCACAUUGUUAUCGGACAUAUUCAACACAUCCGAUAGGUAUCGGACGUUUUCUAUGGUACCAUACAGCGGUAACUUAAGUGAACUGAGGCGACAAUCAUUAGUAAUAGGAGUCCCAAAAGGAGUUCCGAAACAUGCCCAUCAACACAUCAUCGUCCAAUCAAAGCAGUAUAGUCAUACUAAAAUUCAAACUCUUCUUGGACACGGCAAACUGAGACAACAGUCGCUAGUAAUAGCAGCCCCAAAAGGAGUUCCGAAACAUGCUCAUCAACACAUCACCGUCAAACCAAAUCAGUAUAAUCAUACUGGAAGCAUUCAACCUCUUAUCGGAUACGGCAAACCCUUGUCGCCAAAUUCAACCCAGCAGCUGAAAUUAUGGCCGAAUAUAUCACACGUAGUUCAGGGAGAAGUACAUCACGUGAACAUCACAUCACUGGAUAGUCGUCCACGUAACACAUCAACAGUGUCUAAAGAAAACGCUCCUAAACCAAGUAUUAAUUCCAAACCAAAAUCUAAAUAUUUGUCGUAUAAAGACAAUUUCUCCUACCCUCUUGAUAUCAAUCUAGUGGCUUUGGUGAAUGAUUCUCUAAAUGGACUAAAGUUCACACAACACAAACCAAUCAACCCGCACAAUUUUUGGUAUCUCCAUAAACCGUAUAAUUGUAAUUUCAAAUUGAAAAAGAAUGCAAGCAAGAACGUGCUUGUGUUGGUGAAGUCGUUUGCUGGUAACGUGGCGCAAAGGGUAGCGCUGCGGAAGUUAUGGCAGGCCACCAACGAUUCCAAUAUGAGACGGGCAUUCAUGCUCGGAUACAGCCGAACACACCAGCUUGCCGUGGACAACGAAAGCAGAAAAUAUCAUGACAUCAUACAGGAAAACUUUGUCGAUAAUUAUAUGAACAAUACAUUUAAAACCAUCAUGGCGUAUAAUUGGGCGACAAGGUACUGUCGCCGCGCGCAUGUCAUUCUCUUCCUAGACGACGACUACCUCGUAAACAUGACUGUCAUGGCGACCCACGUCAGGGCCACGUACAGGAAUCAGAGUUCUGGACUUUACGCUGGAACGCUAGCAAAACAUGCCCCGCCAUACCGGGACAAGAAUGAACGAUGGUUCCUAACCUACAAACAGUACCCGUAUGACGAAUUCCCGCCCUAUGUGGGCGGUGGUGCUUAUGUUGUGUCGUUUGAUGUAGCCAAACGGUUUAAAUUUGCUUUUCCAUAUGUGCAAUAUAUGGGUAUUGACGACGUAUUUUUGGGUAUUGUGGCUCGAAAAUUGGAUAUAAACCCAAAGAAUGACCCAUAUCUCGAUAGCCAUAGUAAAAUCACUAUCGCAAAGGAGUGUUCCCACAACGCUACCGAACUACUCCACGGAGUAUGUCCACUGCGCAUGGCCAAAAAGAAAACGGUUCGGGUGGUCAAACGAGCCAAACAUAGACCGGUCAACGCAGUGAUCUUUGUUAUAUUCUUCGGGCUAGCAAUAAGUACCAUUGUACUGUUGACAUGUUGUUUAUCUGAAUAAUUGAAUCAGAUUAAAUCAGAUUUGUUUAAAAAUA
This is a messenger RNA of Pecten maximus, 2096 nucleotides long. RefSeq lists its product as uncharacterized. Gene Ontology annotation, cellular component: membrane. The record is from RefSeq and is a predicted model, not a curated record. Bases 437 to 2062 code for a protein of 541 amino acids. Gene Ontology annotation, molecular function: hexosyltransferase activity; UDP-glycosyltransferase activity. Lineage: Eukaryota; Metazoa; Mollusca; Bivalvia; Pectinida; Pectinidae. The transcript has 2 exons.